Mus pahari (shrew mouse) is the source of this 1239-nucleotide messenger RNA. RefSeq names its product Sad1 and UNC84 domain containing 3 (gene Sun3). The coding region runs from base 273 to 1055 and encodes 260 amino acids. The record is from RefSeq and is a predicted model, not a curated record. Gene Ontology annotation, cellular component: meiotic nuclear membrane microtubule tethering complex; nuclear envelope. Gene Ontology annotation, biological process: nuclear envelope organization. Lineage: Eukaryota; Metazoa; Chordata; Mammalia; Rodentia; Muridae. Gene Ontology annotation, molecular function: protein-membrane adaptor activity. The transcript has 9 exons.
ACUGCGCUGUGGUUCCACCCGCUUCCAGCUGACACACCUGCAGACGCCUCACGCCCAGGAGCUGGCACGUCCACUGCGGUCACACGACAGCACCGUGUCCACGCUGGAUACCCAGCAGGGGCACAUGCGACAGAAUAUACAGCCAGAGCGCAUUUAGACUUCUAAACCAUCAGUGGCUGACAGAAACAGAGUUUCCUGAAAAACUCAGGCAGUUAUAUACUGUCAUUGCCAAAUAUGGCUACCGGCUCCAUAAUUACCAGGCCAGACUCCUCAUGUCUAAGGAGCAACAGGAACUUUUAAAGAAAGAAAGGCAGACUUUGGAGAACUAUUCUCGUCAAAUUCUGUUUUUAAAUGAACAAAUAGAUGUUCUGGAGGCGUUGCUUAAAGACAUGAAGGACGGCGCACACAAUCACAGCUUGCCUGUUCAUCGAAAGGCUGUGCAGGACCAGGCCAUGGAUGACGUUCUAGAUGAGGAAAUAUCAAACUUGGUACAUUAUGUACUUAAAAAGUACAGAGGGGACCAAAUACAGUUGGCUGAUUAUGCCCUGAAGUCAGCAGGAGCCUCUAUCAUUGAAGCUGGGACCUCAGAAAGUUACAAGAAUAAUAAAGCAAAACUGUACUGGCAUGGGAUAGCGAUCUUCAACUAUGAGACUCCUCCAGACAUGAUCCUUCAGCCAGAUGUCCACCCAGGGAAGUGCUGGGCCUUUCCAGGUUCCCAGGGUCACAUCCUGAUUAAGCUCGCCAGGAAGAUCAUCCCGACAGCAGUUACCAUGGAGCACAUCUCGGAGAAGGUGUCCCCUUCCGGAAACAUCUCGAGUGCACCCAAGGAGUUCGCUGUCUAUGGCGUUAUGAAGAAAUGUGAAGGAGAAGAAAUAUUCCUAGGUCAAUUUAUCUAUAACAAAAUGGAAGCAACUAUUCAAACAUUUGAGCUCCAGAAUGAAGCUUCUGAAUCGUUGCUAUGUGUAAAACUUCAAAUCCUUAGCAACUGGGGACAUCCAAAAUAUACGUGUUUGUACCGAUUUAGAGUCCACGGCAUCCCCAGUGAUUACACUUAGAAGAGCUGGUGCAGAAGGCAGUGGCUGUGCAGCCAGAAUGCCCAAGGAUGCUUACUAUCUCCUUACGUCAGAUUGCUCCCCUAAGAGUCAAAGAUUGGGAGUGAGAAGGAAACCCCAAACUCAUUCUUACUAGGCAUUAAUAAGUGAAUGAAUUUUACUAGUUAAAAAAAAUGAAAGUCAAUCC